Durusdinium trenchii is the source of this 4062-nucleotide messenger RNA. The record is from the annotation of a GenBank genome assembly. Lineage: Eukaryota; Dinophyceae; Suessiales; Symbiodiniaceae.
AUGAUCGACAUCCUGCCAUCCUCUUGGCGAUCCUUGCAGUGGUUGAGAGAGAAGCAACAGAAAUGUUCACCUACUGCUGAAGAGCAGCUGCUUGUGAGUUCACCUGGGUUCGGAGUAUUGGACUCCGGAUGUGGCCGCUCCAUCAUUGGUUGGGAUACAUUGCAAGAGUUCAAAGACUUGUGGAAAGCCCGCCAGAUGGAGAUCCCCGAGCCUUUUUCUGAGGUGAACCACUUCAAGUAUGGUAACGGCCACAAAGAGAUGUCCAAACAGGCCAUUCGUGUCCCCGUUCAUCUCGGUGGCAGGGUAGGAACCAUCAAGGCAGCAAUCGUGCAGGGCCAAGCGCCCCUGUUGAUCUCUCGCAGUGCACUCAAAACCCUGAAAGCCACCCUCAACUUCGAGACGAAUGAACUGACUGUUUUCGAUGAUCGUGUAGUCAUUCCUUUGGCCACCAAUCAAGCUGGCCAAUACACUGUUGAUUUGCUUGGCAAUCCUGAAGGCCCCAACAGUGCCUUCGAAGAAAUCAUGAUGACCACCGCCAUUGAUCAGGUCAGUGCACCAACCCUCGACGUGUCGGGUAGUGAUCCGCCGGCCAUGUCGUCCAUCGAGCCCAACAACGAGAAGCUGAUGGCUCCAGAUGCAGGUAAGGCCAAGUAUCGUCAUGCACUCCCUCCACAUGUACUCCGAUGUCAAACCGAAUUUCUGUACACGCCACAGGAAGAGUGUCUGGUCUUGGAGAGCCUGCCCAAGCAUCAUCUCCGGCAGUUGGAGGCCAUUGUUCGGGAGACGCUUGCCGUACAGCCUCAUGACAAGUCCCAGCAGUCUCAUGAUCAUGGUAAGACACUUCUAGUUGCCGAAGUCUUUUCACCGCCUCGAUUUAGCCCGGUGGUCGAACAAAUGGGCUUCGCGAGUCGUUCAUACGAUUUGCUCAACGGGUAUGAUUUUCGACGUGCCGCCGACAGGAAGCAGGAGGCAGCAAGCUGUGCAGCGUGUCCAUCAUGCCCAGAGCAGAAAUGUCAAGAGGUUUUGAUGGCCAAAGCCGAUCUAGGCACCGAAGUGCGACAGAUCGCGGGCGAAGCACACUGGCAACUAGGAUCCAUGGUUGCGUACUGGAGACAUCAGAAGUUCCAACAAGGUCAAGGGGUAGUUUUGGGAGGAAAGUGGUAUGGUACCGCCAUAGUUAUCGGUCGAGUUGGUCGAAACUAUGUGAUCGCUCAUCGCAAGCAUAUCUUUCGCUGUGCACCUGAACAACUGCGUCCAGCCACGUCAGAGGAGAGUAUCUUGGUCAAGACGUCCCAAUCUGAGCUGUUAGGAAUCAAAGAUCUCAUCCAAGGGGGUACUUUCAGAAGUCAGAACUUUGUUGACUUGGUUCCUGGACAUUAUCCACCUGAAGUACAGACUGAUCAAAUAGGCGAUGUUCCAAUGGCCAGUAAUUCGCCUGUAGUGCCUGAGCCCGUUGAUCAGCCUGGUAAGGAGUCUGACCAAUUGACUCCUCAUCCCCCAAGUACUGACGAGGGAGCUCCAAGUCCUCCAGAAGACCCUCCUGAAAACCCUCUGAUAGGUGAGAAGACCGAUGAAGAAAAGCUCAUUGAAGAGAACUCAACAUCUGGAUCCGACUUGAAGACUGCCUCGAGUUAUGGCCCCGUUCGCUCUCGAUCGCGAGUGACCAUGAAAAGUGGACCAGCGGCACUCUUUCGACCAAGACCUAUGCUGCAAGAUGACUUUGUGGAUCUCAUGACUGAAGUUGUCCCCAGACUCAUCACUGAGCAUAUCGAUAAAUCAUCAGCCGUGAAUUGGGAACCAGAUCCUGACAGCUUGCAAGACGUGUCCAGUGGUCCCAGCAGCGGUAGUGGUCUUAAGAGGUCUGCCGAUUCACAAGUGGCAACUGAAGAGCCAGCAGCUGUGCGUCCCAAGACUGAUGACACACAAGAUUCUAAAAUGGCUUGGACCUCCGAUGAUGCCGCCAAGCUGCAAGAGCUGCUCCAGAAAGCAGCUGCCAACGGUGUGCAUCCUCUUGCUGCUCUUGAGAAGACCGGCCGUCACUUUCAGGACGAUGGUUUUGAAUUGGUGACCACUGGUGGCAUGUCAGACGCCACCAAGCGGCUGGGAGAUGACCAAUUGCCUGUGGCAAAGAAGCCAAACCAAAAGAGCUCGACCAUGCCGCUGCAGACCGACGGCUCGAUGGGAUACUAUGUUAAGGAAAUGAUGCCUGUGCCACUCCCCAGCUCAUCGCUGGAUCCGGCUCCGACCUACCUGCCAGCUGGAGUGAAGAGUUUGACACAGUGGAGCCAGUCGGUCAUUGGUUUUGGCAAGUUCAAAGGCAAAGGAAUGAGCUAUGCUGACUUGAUCAAUGCUGGCACGGAAGAGACCAAGGGAUACAUCAAAUGGUGCAAGUCCCGGCAGUCCAGUGCUGGUGGUGAGUUGGCUGACUUGGCCAAUUUUCUAGUUCAGCAUGAAGCCGAGCAGUGCAAGUCGGAUAGCUCACUCGGUGAGGUCAUCGCUGGCACCAGCGGUGUGAUCGUCGUACUCUCGGCCUUGGCCGUGGCCAAUGGAAGCCCCGAAGAACUCCAGGCCGAAAUUCAAGCACUGCGCCAACAACUCCGCCAGCAGAAGGUUCUGAUCAAGGAGCAGGGUGAUCGAUUGCUGGAGGAGGAGGAGGCGCAGUCUCGCCGCCUACAGUUUGUGGAUGCGGCCACUUUGAGCACUCAGGUGGCGGCAUGGGACACGACCACCUACAACUUGGGUGGAGCCAUGGACUCGUUGUGGCUUUGCCUCUGCGGCGCGCUCGUCAUGUUCAUGCAUGCUGGCUUCGCGAUGCUGGAGACGGGCUGCUGCCGGGCGAAGAACGCCUCAAACGUUCUGAUGAAGAACUUGGUGAACGUUUGCGUGGGCACCCUUGGCUGGUGGCUCUUGGGUUGGGCUUUCGCUUACGGGAGUCAGAGUGGCACAGAGCUCUUCGGCAGUUCCGGCUUCUUUGGGGAGGGCUUCUACACGCGCGAUGCCUCAGGAAAUAUCACUCCGGUCAGCUGCGGCAGUGAUGGCUGCCAGAGCACGAUGUUGUCCUGGUUCUUCCAAUGGGCCUUUUGCACUGCCGGAGCCACUAUUGUGAGUGGGGCAGUUGCUGAGCGUGUGAAGGGCCCCACCUAUGCUGCAUUUGCCUUUGUCAUGACGAGCUUCAUCUAUCCCAUGGUGGUGGCCUGGACCUGGGGUGGCGGAUGGUUGGCGGUCUUUGAGGGCGUGGGCUACAUGGACUUCGCAGGCAGUGGCGUGGUGCAUUUGACGGGAGGCGCCGCAGGCUUGGCCGGGACCAUCGUCUUGGGGCCCCGCAAGGGACGCUUCGUGAACCCCGAGGAGUUUGACUGCCACAAUCUUCCGUUGGUGGUGCUGGGAACUUUCGCGCUUUGGUUCGGCUGGUAUGGCUUCAACCCAGGGUCCACCCUCACGAUGAAGAGCGCAAGCGAUGGUGCUUUGGCAGCACAGGUGGCGAUGAACACGACUCUUGCUGCUGCCACAGGUGGAAUCACCGUGUUUGUCCUUCGCUAUUUCAUCACGAAGAAGUACGAUGUCGGUGGCUUGUGCAAUGGUAUCCUUGCAGGCUUGGUCUCCAUCACAGCAGGCUGUGGAAGCAUGGAAUGUGGUUCCGCCUUCGCUACUGGAUUGGUGGGAGGCAUUGUCUACCAGCUUGCCUCCAUGCUUCUCCAGAAACUGAAGAUUGAUGACCCUGUGGAUGCCAGCCCUGUUCACGGCUUCUGUGGCAUUUGGGGAUGCCUGGCAGUGGCUUUCUUCGAUUGGGGCAAGGGUUUUGAUCAUUACCAUGCCUGGAGUGGAUGGGGCUGCAUGACGGAUGCGAAUGGUUGCAAGACCGGCAUCAAUGGUAUUGGGCUUGGAGCGAACUGCAUCAUGGUCCUUGUUAUCAUUGCCUGGUCGGGCACCAUCGCGGCGAUCACCUUUGCGGUCUUGAAGUGGUGGGGAGCUCUUCGUGUCGACGAAGAGACGGAAGACAUGGGCAUGGACGCCAAGUCUCACUCCCCACCUAAGGCAUAUGCUUUGCCGACGGCUGCCUAA